AUCUAAUCUGGAUAAGCUAGGGAAAAUAUUACGAUACGAUCUUCGAUCAAGACAACACACAAUAAUGACAUCCAUUCCUCGGCCACAACACGGAUCUCCUAUAGAACGGCGAAACAUACCGACGGUUGUUUCAACACCCAUUGAGCGACGCAAGAGCCACAAACCGGCAGCGAUGAAUCUGGAGAACGAAUGGCGUUUCUUCUUGGCAGCCGUGCUCAUGACAGCUUUGGUGCCCAUGAUGAUUCACAUGCGGAUCUCUUCCAACGACGUGUCGGCAAGUCCUACAUUUCUGUCUCCUCGACCGAGAAAACUGGAUAUUGGGAUGGGCACAGAAAAAGCUCAUCAAAAGCUACACCCGAGACGGAACCAACACAAAAACAAACAAAGCAGUCCUCGGGUUAUCCGGAACAAGGAUUCGCUUUCGCUUUUGAAACAAGAUUUGAUUCAAGCAGCCAAUGAUGCCGAGCAAGAGACGCUCAAUUUCUUUCAUGGGGAACGACGAUCCUUACAGGACGGUGUUCCAUUUGGAGGUGCCGACGAUGCGUCUACUCUUUUGGCAGAACGUUUGGCAAACAGAAUAUGGAAAUGCCACCACUUGAGAAAAUUAUCGCCUGACAGCAACAGUAAUCGUUCCACAAAAAAGGACUGUGUGCUGCGAGUUGUGUUUCUUGGCUCUGCACAAACCACCGGACGCGACAAUUUCUUCAAUGCAACAUUUCCAUUCCAAUCCAAAGCAAGACUGCGUUCCGUAGCUGAAGCGGCCGGAUUGGAUUUGCAAGUUUGGAAUCAUGCCAUGGAUAGCGACCUCCAUCGAGAAGGACCACAAUCCACCCACAUGUGUGUCUCCAAUUUCAUGGGCCCUGACCCGGUGGAUGUUGUGGUUUGGGAUCUCGAUGGCAUUCUACAAGCCAAUCCCAAGGCUCAAGUAGAAGCCUUUGUACGAUGGACGUUACUCUCGCAAGCCCAGCCUGCUUUGAUACUCUUCAACAAGGGGGGUCCACAUGGACGUUCCCGCCGUGGGAAACAGCGUGCCGUUGUAAAUCUAGGUCCUGGUCAUGAUGCAUUUGUGUACGAAGACGAUCCAAAUAAUGACAUGCCAGAACCGCGGCCUGACGAGGAUGUGUACCAGAAAUCCAAAGAAUUUCAACAACGAUGGCAAAAGGGAAGAAAUUCAUUUUGGGAGACCAUCUUCCAAAAGUAUGCGAAAUUUGUGGACUUUUCCACCGUGGAUCCCCAUGGAUCCAUUUGGCACUUGGAUCACUUGUUGGAGUUUUCCAAUCAAGCCUUUGAUGCUGGAAAGGUGCUGCCAUUGGUCGACUGUGGACCGGCUCAUGAUCCGCCUUGCAAUCAAAUCCCGGAUUUCGUUCAGAGACAUUUGGCCCGAGCCAACUUGACCGAAGCCAACAUUCCUAGAAAUGAUGCGGGGGGUGCAGUCUGUUCGUCCAUGUUGGGAUGUCGACAUGUGUGGUACGGUGGCAAGCGGUCUCACGAACUGCGAGGUGAGCUCAAUGCUCUGCCGAUUCUUCGUGCUCUCAGACAGGCGGCAAACAAGUUACAGCCUGAAAUGGAUAGUGCUACUAGAGACAACGACAACACGGCAAAGUCUAUACCGCUCCCACCCCCGGAGUAUUGUUCAAAAAAGUUCUGCAGCUUGAAACCAAAUUGCAUCACAAGUUACAUUCCGAAUCUUGGCCCAGACUUGGCAUCGGCCAUUCUUUCCAAUGAAACCUCGCCAGCAUCAAUGCCUCAAAAAGGUGCAUCCCACUUUUUGAACGACCCACAGAAGCAAAUCUCCAACCUAGACGUUCGAUUUGGUCCUUUGGGCUACCGAGAUAGAAAGUUUGGGUAUCACUUGAAACAGGCAAAAAAGAAAAAUAGGAAAGAUACAAGCGAGCCAGAAGGCGCCUCCACAACCGGAAUUGGCUUUACUUCGUCUGGGCCGGGACCUCUGGUACUCUGCGAACCUCCGUGUUUCAUCGAUUCUUGCUCGAAACGCCGCAGAAUGCCCUUGCUAGAGUACGUCACCUUAGAAUUAGAUGGAACCAAGCUGGACACGGCAAAAAAACUCCCGUGGGCUGUCGAGGUGGGUGGGCCAUUCUGCAAAGUUAUUGCAGCUUCUGUGGCGAAAGGGAGUCAUAUUCUCCGUAUUUCUACAGCAGUGGAAGAUCCUGAUCAUGUCAUGUUCUCGCAUCUAAUCCCCUUUUCAUGAAACUUGACUCGCGAUAAAAGACAGAGCAGUCUGGCUUGUUUGGGUCGGACUGAUGCUUUGAGAGAGCAUUGUAUAGUAUUGCGAGGUGUCACGAAUGCCUUUAGGCCCACCAAUCCCGCUCAUUGUCAGUAAAGCGACAGGGAAUCUACAUCAGAUUUUAGCCAGGUUUGAGCAUCAGACGAAAGGAUGCGGUGUGGGCUCUUCAUGAGUUCGCCCAUAAUCAUUGAAUCGUCAGGUAAUAGCCAAGUGCGGCGGGAAUAUCAACACCUUCUGGUACUAGGGUUGUUUGGUAGUGUCUUUGGCCCAACCAAUUUGUCAAUAUCCAAUGACACAAGCCAGCAUUUUCCACAUGCAGCCAUUUUAGUGAGCCCUUUUGAUUGAGGUUCAUCCAAAACAUGCUUUCGGUAUCAACCGCACCUACCGGCAAUUUAGCUAGAAGCCAUCGGUCUACUAGCUGGCUAGCUCUGUUGAGAUGUACCGACAUAGCUAGUACCGGUAGUGGCUUGCUAGCUAGGCUAGCUAGGCUAGCUGUCAGUACCGGUGCGUACUUUUGCACUGUUGCUAAUAAUACUGGCUAGUGGUAGCUAGACUAGACUAGUCUAAGCAUACUGGUACGGAUUGGAUUAGUGGCAGCAUUUUUGGGUACAGGUUUCUCCUGCGAGCAAAGCAGGCUCUGGCAUCCCACUAAGUACAAACGAGUGUUAAUCACCGAAACUUGACCUGCUUGCAAGAUGGAAGAGAGAGCGACGGUCGCUGUAAAUGAAGGUCGAAUUUGGUGAAGAGCCGCUCUGCGCAGGGUACAGUCGAUGUGAUAGUCACUAUCCAUUCUUGCUCAGACUUCAUUUUGUUUUGGUACUUAGCCACAAGCUGAAGAGUUGCAGCAGCCUUCUC
Messenger RNA from Seminavis robusta, 3100 nucleotides. NCBI's taxonomy places the organism in Eukaryota, Bacillariophyta, Bacillariophyceae, Naviculales, Naviculaceae. The record is from the annotation of a GenBank genome assembly.